Megachile rotundata (alfalfa leafcutting bee) is the source of this 2276-nucleotide messenger RNA. RefSeq names its product male-specific lethal 2 (gene msl-2). Gene Ontology annotation, cellular component: MSL complex. Gene Ontology annotation, molecular function: ubiquitin protein ligase activity. The record is from RefSeq and is a predicted model, not a curated record. Gene Ontology annotation, biological process: protein ubiquitination. NCBI's taxonomy places the organism in Eukaryota, Metazoa, Arthropoda, Insecta, Hymenoptera, Megachilidae.
GAUAAGAAAUUAAAUAUGGCUGAUGUUUUGUUUGUGUGUAAUGAUUAUGUUAUACGUGUAUUAUUACUUUGUUUAAUUAACUUUCUUGUAUAAUUAUAUAUAUAUGUAUAUGUAUAUAUGGAGGUGUGUGUGUGUGUGCAUGAUUGUAUGUAUGUAUAUAUAUACAUAUAUGUAUAUAUAUAUAUUGCCCGUGAAAAACUUAAAAAAAAAUGAAUGCCACGAGCCUUUAUGUAUCAACGUGUCGAUUAGUUUUACAAGCGGAUGCUGAUGAUCCAAACUCGUGGACAGAUUUAUACAGGCUAGUUCCAUACUUACGGCAAAGCCUGAGUUGUACUGUGUGCUCAAAUUUAUUAAUCGAACCUCAUACACCGACGGAAACUAAUUGUCAACAUCAUGUGUGUCGUGGCUGUAGAGGUGGACGUAAAAAGCUUAAACCUUCGUGUGGUUGGUGCAAGGAUUAUGACAAAUAUGUCGAAAAUGUUCAAUUACGAAUACUGUUACAGUGUUAUAAGAAACUAUGUGAAUAUUUGACGAACACAAACAUCUAUCGAAGUUUGAUACUUUCAGUGUCGUCUAACAAAACAGGUAAUGGUUCAUCAGCAAUCGGUGCUACGAGCCUUAUGGAACUUAUACAAGAAGGUUCGGGCUUCAAAGAUGAAUUUAAGAGUACCGCUGGUCUAUCAAAAUCUGCGUAUAGCAUUUUACCGUGUGUUUAUACAAGUACUACCUCAACCCAAACGCAAGGAAAUACUAUGCAAAGUUCUGAAGCAAUAUCGCAAAGUUUACCUGAAUCACCUGCUAUACGUACUGUAUCGAAUGGAUCUUCAAUAUAUUCUGUGAUGUAUGCUGGUUCUGGUAACAAAAUAACUAUAAAACGGAAAGCAGCUGCUGCAGAUGAUGCAGACAUUGGGCAACGGGAUACGGAUGGAAAUCCACACAGCUCUGUAGGAGGGGUAAAAUGUAUUCCAUCUACCCACUUUAAAUAUGGGACCCCCUCUCAGAAAAGAUCUUCAAAGGGCAGCAAAUCCUCAGGCUUUAAAAAGCCAAGAUCAAGUUCUGCACGGAGUAAAAGAAAAGGAUGCAGAUGUGGCAAUGCUACAGCAAUACCUGGAAAAUUAACAUGUUGUGGUCAACGUUGUCCUUGUUACGUUGAAAGUAAACCUUGUGUCGAAUGUAGAUGCAGAGGUUGUAGAAAUCCUCAUACAGCGGAUGGAUUAAAGAUCCGACCACACAUACCUGAGUUACAUAAUUUACAGUUACAAUUAUCAACUUCUUUGGAUUGUGAUACAUUACAUUCAGAUCCUUUAGGAUCGGUACCGCAAUGUCUUUCAACUUCUCCAACAACAAUUCAAGUAUUAAAUGUCUAUUCAACUCCCAGAUUAGAUAUUGAUAAUGUACCGCAAAAUCUGCCUGCAGCCUUGUUAGUGGGAGAAGAUGCUAUGAUUAGUACUGAAAGCGAAGCUGAAGACAGUGACAUACAAAUCGAUGUGUGAUAAUUCAUGUGACAUUGUCAAAUGUCACGUUCAAUAUAAUAAGAAUAAUCUAUUUACCAAUAAAAAGAUUAUGGUUUUAACCUACAGUUAUAAUAAAAAAAUAAUAAAUAUAUUUUUAUCACUCGUAAAUUAUUUGUAUCGCAACAUUUUAGAAAGUUUAAAAAGUUAAGUUUCUUAUGAAUUCAACAACCGCAAGAAUCUAAAGUUUAAACAAAAUAAUUCAAAAAAUACCACACUGAGUCGGUAGAUUGAUGAAGAGCCUGCAUAAUGUCGGUGAUGUGUAAAACUUGCUUCAACUCGUGGAACGAGGGCAACGCUAGCAGAAGAACUGAUAAUAAAUGUACUAUACUCUGGAACAUCGUGGUGGCUUCGUUCAUUUGGUGGAUGAACAAGUAGUGCAAUUUCUCCUUAGUUGAAAACAGAAUGUCCUUCAUCGAAGAAGUGAAUCCAUUCUGUAUAUUACUCAAAGAAGAUGAAUUUGAUGGCUGACGGGUGAUAGCACUCCAGGUCUAGUUGUCAGUGAAAUCUGCUAUGAAGAAUUUUACUCAACACGACAUGAUUCGUAACGCGGAAAUAUAGUUCGAUUCUUUUCCCCACAAACGUGCAAUGGGGAAAAUUGAAUGAAAGCACGGACUUUCAUUACUGUGAACACAACGCCUUUACAACUCGUACAAGAAGUAGAUACACGAUGAAAUUCGACGUAUAACAUGUUCAAACAGCGUUAUGUAUUUGUGCACCGAAAACAUGCCCCGAAAUUAAAUAAAUGGAACUUCAUUAAAAAUA